Cannabis sativa is the source of this 1301-nucleotide messenger RNA. Its product is annotated as probable WRKY transcription factor 13. The record is from RefSeq and is a predicted model, not a curated record. Gene Ontology annotation, biological process: regulation of DNA-templated transcription. Bases 336 to 1151 code for a protein of 271 amino acids. The transcript has 3 exons. Lineage: Eukaryota; Viridiplantae; Streptophyta; Magnoliopsida; Rosales; Cannabaceae. Gene Ontology annotation, molecular function: sequence-specific DNA binding; DNA-binding transcription factor activity.
GUCAUUACAUAUAUUUAGGUAUUUGGUUACUUUCAUGUCUUGGCAAAAUUCUCUGUGUCUAAUCGUCUUUUGUGUAGAAUUUGACAGAGACUUUCCUACUAGCUUCUUCUUAUUACCUAUAUAGGAUGCUUUUAAUCUAGACUACAUAGCCAUAUAGUAAUUGUAUAUCUUUUCUCUUUUUUAUGUCCCAUUAUAUAGAGAUCCAUAAUCCAUUCUCUAUUAGAAAUUAACAACCGAAACCCAAAAAAAACCCUCUUAUAUUCUCUUCCAUCAUAUAAGAUCUUCUACACAGAUCUUAAUUCACCAGAGAGAAAGAAAGAGAAGUUUAUAUUGAUAUGGCGUCGACGUCCCAGGCCAUGGUGAACCAAGGGUUGUAUGAGGAUGAAGAAGCAGUACCAGCCCAGUUGGGUUUCUUUUCGUAUGCUCCAAACAGCAGUUAUUUGACCCUAAUCCCACCAUUGGUUUGCCUUAAAAAUUUCUCUUCUUCUUCUUCUUCUCCUCCUUCUUCUACAACUACUACUACCUUUUUGCCAUCCUCUAAUAAUAAUAAUAAUAAUCUGUCUCAUGAAACCCUACUUUCCUCUCUAAGCAGUACUACUGCUAAUUAUUCUAAGCAAAGAGAAGAUCACUUCUCUUUGUCUGAUCAUCAUAAUCAUUAUGAUUCAGGAUCCCAACUCCUUUCUUUGCAGAGAUCAACCGCUAAUUUACGGUCAUGGGGUGAUGUGAAUGAGUGCUUGGGAAGCAAGAGAUCAAGUAUCAUAAAUGGAGGGGAGUUAGGCCAUGAAUAUCGUGAUCAUCAUCAUCAUCAGCAUCGGCAUAUUGGGGUUUCAACGAUGAAGAUGAAGAAGAUAAAAGGGAGAAGGAAAGUGAGAGAACCAAGGUUUUGCUUUAAGACCAUGAGCGAGGUCGAUGUGCUUGAUGAUGGUUACAAGUGGAGAAAGUACGGACAGAAAGUGGUCAAGAACACACAGCAUCCCAGAAGCUAUUACCGUUGCACACAGGAUAACUGUCGCGUAAAGAAACGUGUGGAGCGAUUAGCAGAGGAUCCAAGGAUGGUUAUCACGACAUACGAGGGGAGACAUGUUCAUUCUCCAUCCCAUGAUCUUGAGGACUCUCAGUCUCCAUCUCCUUUGAGCAACUUCUUCUGGUAGUACUAUACACUAUAUGACUAACUAUAUAUAGAUAAAUAUAUGUUAAGAGCUUUGUCUAUUCGAAAAAGCCUCAUCACCUGUUUGCUGCCUCUUUGGACGUACUGUAAGAGUUCAUAAUAAUAGAAAAUAUGGGAUUGAUCUAUUAUCUUA